CACGUCUCUAUGGCAACAGAGGAAGGACGCGAACGGCCUAGUAUCCGGAGUUUGUGCUUUCCUAAUCUGCCUAUUCAAUUUGAAUUCGUUUCUUAUCUCGUCCAGGCGAAAUACAACUAAACACGAUUAUUUACAAACCUCAUCACUGAUAGGCUUGUUUAAUAAAUUUAAUAGAUUAGGUGAUUCUCGCAGGACUUCCGGUUUGACCGGCGGCUACUUCAGGUUGGUGGAGAUGGACUCUCCGCAUGUCGGAGUGGUCAGAGACUCAAUGAACAACAAUCCUCUUAUAAAGAAGGCUAAACUUGGGAAGACCAAAUCCAAAGGAGUGACCUGUCCAGGACCAGAUUUUGUUUAUGGUGCAGCGACCACCUUCCAAGAUGGUGGAGUGGCAGAAGCCCUUUCCAAUUGGCACACUCCUUCACUGUCCUUCUCCAGCUCUGCGUGGUACGGGAAGGCAGAGCGAGACUUUGUGGCGCUGAAUCGUGAAGGUAUAAAGUCUGGCCUGGUCACGGCCAAAGAGCUGCAGCAGUACCAUGCCACUCAUGAUAUCAGACGCCCAGUCUUUUCCAAAAGCUUCAAGUCUGCUCCAGCACAAAUACCACAGGACAUCACAUUCGGCCUUCCUACAUGCAGGCCUUCCAGUCCGAUCUCAGCGCUGUUGGAGUACAAGUAUGGCCAGAGGUGGCUGGAGGAGCAACAGGCCAGAGACAGAGCACUGCUGGAUCACCAGAAUAAGAAGCUUGUGAGGAACCAGGACACCCGUACCACCCUCCUCCGCAAGACUCGCCCUCUGAAGGAACCACCAUCUAUGUGGAAACUGCCCCGCUUCCAGCAGAUUGGACCAGCUCUGGACACCUUCCGAGAUCCUGAAGCACGAGAGAAGGCCAUGGCUGCACACUACAAGGACUCGGUAGCCAGACGAGGGCUGCUGGGACAGGGCACUUACACUGUGGACUGACAGGCCGAUUAUUAUCCAUAUAAUCUCCCAGUUUAUCCUUCAGAUCAGUUUAUUUUUCUCUAACAGUCUGGACACGGAGACAGUGUUAGUGAUUUCAGCUCGUAUUGUCAAUGUGAGAUUUUGGUCCUGAGUCAACGCCACAGCUGUUAGUGCAUCAUUUAUGCAAUAAAUUCGUUGCUUAAA
Molecule: messenger RNA, 1141 nt
Organism: Ictalurus punctatus (channel catfish)
Lineage: Eukaryota; Metazoa; Chordata; Actinopteri; Siluriformes; Ictaluridae
Gene: cfap77
Product: cilia and flagella associated protein 77
Exons: 7
Coding region: 233-958 (241 amino acids)
Source: RefSeq, a predicted model, not a curated record